CUUGGCUGCAUUUUCCAAGCCCUAGACCUGGGAACGCCUGCUUGGCUUUUCUCCACAUGGUACUCUAUUCCAACGUUGGAAGAGCUAGUUACUUGGACGUUCGUCAUGAAGCUGUACUUCGGUCUCCUCGCCGGCGUGGCCUACGCCCGCGUCUUUCAUAGCCUAAAAAAUGUGCCCCAAGGCUGGAAACAAGCGCGCGCGGCCCUGCCCACCGACAGGAUCAAGCUGCACAUUGCGCUGUCGCACCCGAGUGGCGCGGCGCUAGAACAGGCCGUGCUGGAGAUGUCAACUCCUGGCCACUCCAACUACGGGCAGCAUAUGAGCGCCAAAGAAUUGCGUUCGUUCACAGCCCCCUCGAAGCGCGGCCUGUCGGAUGUGACGGGUUGGUUAAGGGAUGCCGGAAUCGAGGUCAUGGUUGACAAUGACUGGAUCCGGAUCGAACCCACGGUGGAACAGGCCAAUGCGCUGCUGAGUGCCGAGUUCGCGUGGUAUGAGUCUGAGAAUGGGGGCGCGGCCAAGUUGAGGACACUAUCAUAUAGUGUGCCCGAUGGGAUAGCGGAUUCAGUGAAGAUGAUUCAGCCGACUACCAGGUUUGGGCAACCGGAGCGUCAUCGGUCAAAUGUUUUCUCCAUCAUUGAAAAUCCAGAGCUGGUUGAUGGUGAGGAGGCGGCGGCCGUCACCUAUGUGACUCCGGCUUCCCUAAAGUCACUAUAUAACAUUGGAUACACGCCCAGCGCCGAUGGCAACCUGGUCGCUUUCGCUUCUUACCUAGAAGAGUAUGCCCGCUAUGCCGAUUUGCAGUCCUUUGAGAGAAGGUUCUUGCCAGAACACGUGGGUCAGAACUUCAGCGUCGUCCAGAUCAACGGUGGCUUGAAUGACCAGACCAGUACACAGGACAGCGGCGAAGCAAACCUCGACAACCAGUACAUCCUCGGCGUCAGCGCCCCUAUUCCCAUCACCGAAUACAGCACCGGCGGUCUUGGUCCCCUCGUCCCAACCGUAGACGAGACCGUAGACAGCAACGAGCCUUACCUAGAAUUCCUAACUUACCUCCUCAAACUCCCCGAUGCCGACCUUCCCCAAACCCUCUCCACUUCCUACGGCGAAGAAGAGCAAUCCGUCCCCAAAGACUACGCCCUCACCGUCUGCGACCUCUUCAUGCAACUCGGCGCCCGCGGUGUCAGCGUGCUUUUCUCCUCGGGCGACAGCGGGCCGGGUGACUCUUGCAUCAGUAACGUCAACGAUGGGCCCUUUUUCCAGCCUAGUUUCCCUGGCGCCUGUCCAUGGAUUACUUCCGUUGGCGCUACGACUAGUUCGAGUCCCGAGGUGGCGGUUAGUUUUUCGAGUGGUGGAUUUAGCAUCUAUCACUCUCGCCCCGCCUGGCAAGACGCCGCCGUCUCUUCCUACCUUUCUAAGAUCGGAAAAACGUACUCGGCUUACUUCAACGCCACGGGUCGCGGAUUCCCUGACGUCGCGGCGCAAGGCGAGUAUUUCGAGGUGUAUGACCAGGGACGCCUGGCAGCGUAUAGCGGGACUAGCGCUUCGGCGCCGACGUUUGCCGGCGUGGUGGCGUUAUUGAAUGCAGCUAGAAAGAGUAUUGGGGAAGCGCCGUUGGGUUUCCUAAAUCCCUGGUUGUAUAAUAACACCGCGGCGUUGACGGAUAUCACAACGGGUGCUGGGACCGGAUGCACGACGAAGAAGUUUUUCCCUAAGGGGGCGGCGUGGAAUGCUACGGCGGGGUGGGAUCCAGUCACGGGGUUAGGGACGCCGAAGUUCGACAAGUUAUUGGCUGCUGCUGCUCCGGGUGUGGCUAAUAAGUGAUUGUUGUGUUGAUGGUGAUAAUUAAUAGUGGAUUUAUCAUGAAGGAAAUGACGAAAAACGUGUGGCAAGAGCAUGUGGAGUCUAAACAUGGUUCCAUAUAGCUAAGUAAUUGAUCGUUGGCCAAUGGAGAAUCACUCCCAUGUCUCAGGUUCUUCGUAUAAUCAGUAAAUAAUGAUUAUGUUGCAACGAAACCUCCAGGCUUGGUAUACUUGAGCAUCCCUGGGACUGGGCCGAUAGUCAGGACGCCAUCUCACUUUGGAUAGCUAGAAUCUUAUAC
Messenger RNA from Pseudomassariella vexata, 2098 nucleotides. RefSeq names its product tripeptidyl-peptidase. The record is from RefSeq and is a predicted model, not a curated record. NCBI's taxonomy places the organism in Eukaryota, Fungi, Ascomycota, Sordariomycetes, Amphisphaeriales, Pseudomassariaceae. Gene Ontology annotation, biological process: proteolysis. The coding region runs from base 106 to 1821 and encodes 571 amino acids. Gene Ontology annotation, molecular function: serine-type endopeptidase activity; tripeptidyl-peptidase activity. The transcript is spliced from 3 exons.